UUAUUAUAUCUACUCUCAAGUAGGAAUCAAGAUGGCUGGCGUUGUGCUUGAAACUCUGAGCAAUAGAAAGCUGUUGAUUUUAAGUGUCUCGCUAGUUCUUAUCCUGGCAGUCUUCUUUUUGAUAGGAGGAUUAGUUGCUCCAGCUCCCAACAGUGUCAUUCCUUCCACAACGGUGAAAUGUGUUGACGCAGACAACAUCUGGCAAAAGGGAGAAAUGAAACCCUUUCUUCCUCGAGGCAAAGGCAAAUGUGAUUCUAUUGACCAUUUCUCGGAUCCGCGUGUGGCCCGAGAAGGCAUUGAUGCCAAUGAGAUUGUGUUUUCCCAAUGGAUGCCGCUGCCGAAAGAUGGAAAGCAGCUGGAUAUGUCUCGCUGGUUCCAGAACAUGGUCAGCGUCAUAGAACUGGAUCUGACAUACAACAGUCAGAAUAAAUAUCCUGAGGACAGAGAUGCACAUAUGGUCCUUGAAACAAGGGUAUUCUAUCGUAACAAGGAAGAUGACGUAAAGGACUGGAAGCUUUUGGCAGCUUCCACUGAGCACAGGACUCUGCAGUGUAGCAUUGAGAACGACAAUCGACAGGAUGGAAAGCGUUACCAGUGUGAUCUGCUUCCCUUCUUUGAACUGGGCACUGUGUUCUACGACUUCUACCUGAUCAACAUCCGGCUGCCCAUUGACAAGAGGACUGAUAUCAACAUCAUAGGACAGCUGGAUGAUCUCGCUGUGGUGGUUAUCUUCCAAAACGGUGGCUUCACUAAAGUCUGGUUCUCCAUCAAGACAGUCCUGUUCCCGGCAGUGGUGGCCGUGCUCCUUUGGUUUUGGCAGCGUGUCCUGACUGAAGGACGGGCUACCAAUCUGACAGAGAGAACACUUUUCUCCUUGGGAAUCAUCCUGUCCAUAAUGAAUUGCCCCAUUGAGUGGCUGACCUUGGUGGUCAGUAUGCCGUUCAUGACGUUACUCAACGACAUCCGAGACGGGGCCUUCUACGCCAUGCUCUUCUCCUUCUGGCUCAUCUUUGUGGGGGAACACAUGAUGGACCAAGUGGAAAGAAACCAGCUGAAGGCAUACUGGAAACAGCUGACUGUUGUUAUCCUGGCAUCUGCUGCUUGCUUCAUAUUUGACAUGUGUGAGAGAGGUGUGCAGCUGACCAAUCCAUUUUUCAGCAUCUGGUCGUCUGAAGUAGGGGCGAUUGCUGCUCUGGGCUUCAUCAUCGUGGCUGGCAUCUCAGCCUGUCUGUACUUCGUCUUCCUCUGCUACCUCGUCUUCCGAGUGUUCCGCAACAUCAGCAGCAAGCGUACGUCCCUUAUGCAGAUGAGCUCUGUCCGCAGGAAGUAUUACUCGGGUCUUAUCUACCGGUUCAAGUUCCUGAUGCUGGUCACCUUGCUCUGUGCAGCUCUGACGGUCAUCUCCUUCAUCAUCGGUCAGGUCAGCGAGGGCCAGUGGAAGUGGGGGGACGAGGACCUCAGCCUGGAGUACACCAGUGCUUUCCUCACUGGAACAUAUGGCAUGUGGAAUGUGUAUGUGAUCUCCCUGCUGUGUCUGUACGCUCCGUCGCACAAGAAGUAUGCUGCUGAUACUGUGGAUGAGACAGACACCAACAGCCGGGAAGAAGAAGUUCAGCUGACUCAGAUGGCAUCAGAGUCUUCCAACAUUGCGUCUUUCAUCUCAAAACAAGCCGCAGACUAAGCACAUUGCUGCCGCAUUCUGUGGCAUCUGUGGGUUAUUCCCAUUGAAAAAGCAUUUUACAGAAGGAGCAUUUUCUGGAGACUUUUUUAUUUCCAUGUGUAGAUUACUUUUGAGAAUUUUACUGCAUGUCUCAAACAGGGUUUAUUGAAACUUUUAACAGAGACUUUCACACAGAUUGAGGGUGUAAAGUUCAUGAAAAAGUAUUCUCACGUUGGAAAAAGACCCCAAACCCAACAAAAAAAACCCAACAUGUUUUACAAUAUGUCUCUCAGAUCCAGUCUUUGUAGAAAUACUCAUAUGGUUUGAGGAGCAGAGGAUGGAUGUUCACACUGAAGUCAAAGAUGGUACAAAUCAAAGACCGUGACUUGUAAGACAAAUUGUCGGUCAAUUUCAUGAGAUCACAUCUUUGGACAGUCCCACAGCAGUAGAGUGCACCACACAGCAGUCUCUUCAUUACAAGAGUAAUUCCACAGCUAGUUUCCUGUGAAAUUGGUAGCUCUUUCCUUGUUUUUAUUUCUCUCCGCUUUUAUGAAGGCGGCCAAAGUUUGUGAUCUGUCUUACAAAUCAUGGUCUUUGGUUGAAUGUGUUCUGUACAUAGGCCUUUUGUACUUACAAAUAUAUUACUCUUUUAGAACAUACAGGCCUUCACUUCGGCUUAGCCAGGGAUCAUUCUGUGUUGUGGUAUCUAGUAGUUUGUCUGUGUCAUGGUUGUAUGAGUUUUUACUGUUAGAUUUAAAUCCGUGUCUUCUUCUCUUGUACAGUAUAAACACAAAUGCCAAAACGUAUGAUAUUUAGUUGUUUUUUCAUUUGGCUUUGCUUUUCAUUUUGUCAUUCCAUAACUAUGUUUUGUUACAACAGGCACCAUUCUUUUCCAAUGGUGCUUUGGUCGCUUUCAUUUUUUUGUUUUUUCCACUUUAAAUUCUUCUAGUACAGACAUGAGCAAACUGUGAGCCAGAUCCGGUUCCCAGUAAAUAAUAAUGAAUGUGGUACAUUGUUAAAUUGAUAAUUAAUAAAAACAAAAACAGUCCAACUUCAAAAUUGAAUAUAAUAGUUUCUGUUACAGCCUGAAGCAGUAUGAAGCAAUAGUUCUGAUAUUUUAUCUCAUGAAAUGCCCUUGAGAUAUUUUAGAAGGCUUUUGAGAGCUUUGGUAUUCCAACCCAUCUCACCCUAUCUUCUCUUGCUUUGGCCUGUGGAAUUGUGGAAUCUCGCCCGCGGCUUGGACAUACUUACCGAUAUCUGUUCUUGUGGCUCUUGACUGCAGUACUGGUUAUUUGUCUUUUUUCUCUCAUCUUUGGUUCUCUCUUUUGUACUGAUGCCUACAGUCUUCCCAUUUUCUUCUUCUCUUCCCCACUCCCAAGUGGUUCAGUUGUCAGUCUUAUGAUAAAAAAAAAAUAGUGUUGAUUCUUGGCAUAGAACUGUGUAGUCAUAUAAACUUGACACAAGUUGUCCUCCUGCUCAUCAGGGUACAGAUUGGAUGCUGGCAUUACAUUCCUGAGGUUUAGAACCUGCGAUAGGCCAGCAUCUUGUUCAGGAAAUAGUCUCAAUGUCAUCUGUUCUACUUCUAUUUUCUUCUUUUCAUCUACCUCACUCUUCGAUGUUUUCAAGUUUCUGCUCCUCUCUCUACAGAUGUUUGUUUAUUAAUAAUUAAUACAAAAAUACAGGAAUAUUGCGGCUUGAGACCUCAUAGAACGUCUUGUCAGUCGUGGAUCGGACAAAAUAUACUUCAUCCUUGGUGAAACACCAUAGACGUUGAAAGAAAAAAGCAGGCACUCUGUUAAAGGAAAAAUACUUUUAGAGAAAAAAAAAUGACGUUGACCCAAGACAAGAGACAUGCCUUUAGGAAGUUGUGAAUUUUUUUACUCACUUGACAUAGUGUAGAGGGUAACUGUGACCUGGUCCCCUUGAAUCCUUACUGUACUGCAAUUGUUGGAGUCCAAUGUCUUGCCAUUUCUUUACACAUUACCAUGUCCCAUCUUGUGAUUGUAUUCAUGAUUCCCACUCCAGAAUCACACAAUUAGUAGUGCAGUGGGGGGAAAGAUAGUGGCAGGCAGAGGAGGAAGAAGACGUGUCAGUUGAACUGUCAAUCUUUUACAAUAUUCUUGACCGUAUUUGUUUUUUGUCUGUUUCUUUUUCUUCUGAUUUCAUGUCUUUUCCUUGUUUCUACUUUCAGAAACAUGUUUACUUUUUGUUGUCUAACAGGGUACACUUUUAUUUCUGUUAAUAUUUUUUCGCUACGAAGAAAAUUGAAAACAUUGGAUGUAAUGCCAUAUUCUGUAAACAGAACUUAUGACUUUAAUUUUGAUGAUCUUUGUAUGAAAGAUAUAUAAGGGAUAAUGAUGAGGGGAGCUUAUUAAUCCAUUUACAAAGAUAUUUCUAUUAUUUUCUAUACAACCACUGCUGCUAUCUCAGAUGCUGUUUGUAAAUGUUCAUAUUGUGAACAAACAGACUUCAGAGUUGUACCAUGUGAAAGAAGCAAGACCGUUUGUCAAGUAUUAAAUAUUUAAAAAGC
Messenger RNA from Aplysia californica (California sea hare), 4190 nucleotides. Its product is annotated as protein wntless homolog. The record is from RefSeq and is a predicted model, not a curated record. Gene Ontology annotation, biological process: Wnt signaling pathway; Wnt protein secretion; intracellular protein transport. Gene Ontology annotation, molecular function: Wnt-protein binding. Lineage: Eukaryota; Metazoa; Mollusca; Gastropoda; Aplysiida; Aplysiidae. Gene Ontology annotation, cellular component: organelle membrane; endomembrane system. The transcript is spliced from 14 exons. The coding region runs from base 32 to 1681 and encodes 549 amino acids.